Molecule: messenger RNA, 3134 nt
Organism: Cyanistes caeruleus (blue tit)
Lineage: Eukaryota; Metazoa; Chordata; Aves; Passeriformes; Paridae
Gene: MAPRE2
Product: microtubule associated protein RP/EB family member 2
Molecular function (GO): microtubule binding
Source: RefSeq, a predicted model, not a curated record
GCCAGUCUAUGUCAACAGGCAGUUCCAUUUAACUGGUUUUUGUCUUAAAAAAUAAUACUAAUCCUACCAUGUCAAGGCUUCUUAAAGGUUCCUGUACUGGCAAUACUCCUCUAAAUGAACCUUUGAGACACCAAGGCAAGUGCCAAAUUGCUGCAAGGAACAAUUCAAACCGGCAACCAGGGAAAGUGUUUGGAUGCUCAAAUUGGGGAAUGGCGGUCAACGUGUACUCUACCUCUAUAACCCAGGAGACUAUGAGCAGACAUGACAUCAUUGCAUGGGUUAAUGAUAUAUUAGCUUUAAACUACACAAAAGUUGAACAACUCUGUUCAGGAGCAGCUUACUGCCAGUUCAUGGACAUGUUGUUCCCAGGGUGCAUCAGCUUGAAGAAAGUAAAGUUUCAAGCAAAGCUGGAGCAUGAGUACAUUCACAACUUCAAACUUCUGCAGGCAUCAUUUAAAAGAAUGAAUGUGGAUAAGGUAAUUCCUGUGGAAAAACUGGUCAAAGGGCGCUUCCAAGACAACUUAGAUUUCAUUCAAUGGUUUAAGAAGUUCUUUGACGCUAACUAUGAUGGGAAGGAGUAUGAUCCUGUGGAAGCUCGACAAGGCCAAGAUGCUCUUCCUCCACCAGAUCCUGGUGAACAGAUCUUUAACCUGCCCAAAAAGUCUCACCAUGCAAACUCUCCAACUGCAGGUGCUGCUAAAUCCAGUCCAGCUUCUAAACCAGGAUCAACACCUUCUCGCCCAUCUUCAGCAAAAAAAGCUGCACCAGGCAGCUCGGCAUCCAAAUCAGAUAAAGAUUUGGAAACUCAAGUCAUACAGCUCAGUGAACAGGUACAUUCAUUAAAACUUGCACUUGAAGGCGUGGAGAAGGAAAGGGAUUUCUACUUUGGCAAAUUAAGGGAGAUUGAACUUCUCUGCCAAGAACAUGGGGGAGAGAAUAAUGACCUUGUCAAUCGGCUAAUGGAAGUCCUUUAUGCUUCAGAUGAACACGAGAGCCACACAGAUGAGCAUGAAGGUGAAGAGCAAGUCCAUGAACAGCCCCAGCAGCAGGAUGAGUACUGACUCACGCAGCAUCUCUGACAAUUUUCGUUUUGUGUGAGAACUUUCUUCUGGAGAAUGGAACAUGUGCGGCCUCAAACUUGAAAUCAGUUCACUCCCAGUCUGCCAUUAACAUUUAUGUACCAUAGUGAGUGCCAGCCAACCACUGCAUUCUGUACCAAUACUUUGCCAAGAUGCAUUUGCAGACGUCUUCUUUCAGUGUAUCUUCCCAAGAGGUGGUAGGGCUACAUCACCUACUGUACAUCACUGCAACGUCACCACUUGGCUGCUUGAGAUUUGUUCUGCUCUUUAAAAAUAUAUAUAUUUAUUUUUUUUUCUUUUUCGUCUUAAGUAUGAUACACUUGUAACUUGUUCUAACAUAUUUAUAUUGGCAUUUUGUGUGGCAAGGAGUUCUGUACCACUAGCUGUGUCUCUCACUUUUGUGGUGCUUUUACGUUUUCUAGUACAUCUGCCUUGGGGCAUCAAUUUGGCCAAACAGUUGAAAUAAAGGGAUACAGUGGAUGUCAUACUCAAGCCAUAACGAUGAGGCUGUGUUGUGGAGGAAAACGCUUGUGUUGCUCACAUUUAUUCCUUUCCUGUCUUCACAAAUGGAAGGUGGAGCAUCUGUUUCACUGGGAGAUGAAAUCCCUGUGUUAGGAAGCUUGUUAGAAAGCUGCAUGGUAUGUUUUUUGGCUGAUUUCUGGAGGAACAGACAUCCACUUAAGCUCUUUGAAAACCCUCCCAGUUUCCUAACUAGUCAGUAGACAUUUCCCAGCUUUUCUUCUUCUCUGAGGAAUCCAGUCCCAGCCUCCAGCUGCAGCUCUACCUCCGCAGAGCUCAGUGCUGAGGGAGGAGAGAAAUCUCCUUGACACAAGUGUAGCUGCAGGACACAGUCUCUGCCAUCAUCCUUGGCUUCCCACCUCUCAGAAAGGGAGAAAGUAGGCCAGCCAUUUCCUUCCACUUUCCUUCCUCCUUCCACUGCCCCAGCCAUGCAAGUAUAGAAGACAGAAAUUUUGUCACUAGUGCAAAGUGCAGGGGAAAACAGCAACAGCAUUGGCCCUGAACCACACCUCAAACUCCCCUGUAAGUGGAUGGUGGACACUUCACAGGUUUAAGGCUGCUUCCAAUGCAUGGAGAGGCAGUGAGGAGUCCUGGAGACAAGGCACACAUCAGAAGGGGAACAUCUGACUGGGGGCACAGAGCUGUUUCUGUGCUUGGCUGACCUUCCUUCUUCAAGGCCAGUGUGGUGCAGAACCAUAUGUGCACUGGAGAUGUCUGCAGCGGGAGUAUUCCCUUCCAGUGUGGUCCCAUGGCCCUGUUCUAAAUGAUGAUAUUUUAUAAACAGAGGCAUCUUGAAGUAUAAAAAGCAUUCCUUGUUCUUCUCCUACCAUUGUGCUUUGUAGUCUCUCUGGUUAUUUAAUGCCUGGUAUUCUUGGUCUCUCGCUUCAUUUUCUGAAUCCUGGUUUGUUGUGCUGAUUUAGCAGGUACGUGGAAGUCCCACCCAAAUGACAUUCACUGAAAAACUCCACAGUCUAUUGAACAGCUAAAUAAUUUUAGGUAUUCUUAGGUUCCUAAAGCAUUAGGUCCCCAGCUUAUGCUUCCAUAGAAAGAUUUCCAGUGAAUCAGCCCCCAGGCACACACACAUGCACAUGCAGUUUUCCAUUCCUAAUCAAUCUUCUGCAGCUAAGUGGCUCUUAGUUAAAUGUGAGAACCCUGCUGUUGUGUCGCACCACCGACAAUAUAUAAAAUGCUGUUGAGCACCAAAACAGGUAUUACCAGUUUCUUGAUCCUCCCCCUGCACAGCAGAAGAGUUUCUGGACCCUGCAGGCUGAAGUUUUCCCAGCCCUGCACCCAGUAUUGACCUCACAUCCUACCCAGUGAUGAAAUCAAAGUACUGCAACCUGCAGGCCAGCGCUUUCCUCUCCCGUUUCAAUUGGUUACAAGUAAGGUCUGGUUUAUAAAAUCAUGUUUUUUCCAAAAUAAUUAUUUCCAAGAAUCACCACAAAUGGGGGAAUUGUCAUUUUUGUUGUAUUUGUGUUUAUUAGAACAUAUGUACUUAUUACAAUUGUCAUUGUAAUAAACAGUAGUUCUUCAUAA